This is a messenger RNA of Macrosteles quadrilineatus (aster leafhopper), 9648 nucleotides long. RefSeq lists its product as uncharacterized. The transcript is spliced from 11 exons. NCBI's taxonomy places the organism in Eukaryota, Metazoa, Arthropoda, Insecta, Hemiptera, Cicadellidae. Gene Ontology annotation, cellular component: nucleus; cytoplasm. The record is from RefSeq and is a predicted model, not a curated record. Gene Ontology annotation, biological process: meiotic cell cycle; male meiosis I; mRNA stabilization. The coding region runs from base 66 to 1799 and encodes 577 amino acids.
GGUGGAUUCGUUCGUGGUGCGGUGGUGUCACUGAUUCGGCUCAGUCAGGCUCAAUGUUAAAUUAAAUGGCGCUUUCCGAAAUUUACAGCGUUGACAGUUUGCUGAGGAGUUCCAAUCCUCCUUUCAAAACGGCUGGCCAUGAGCAAGGAAAGCAAACAAUGGACAGCUAUUCACCUUGGUCGCAUCAGUUUCCUAAUUUUGACAUUUUCAGGCUGAACGAGCAGUCAAAUGGGGAGAGCUCCGAGUCUAUUGCUCAAGCCUCAGUGAUGAACGAUUAUGUUUCCAAACUUCUGGAAGACGAUUGUAGUUUACCAAAUAAACAUCAUAGUGUGGAAGAUGGCUUCUCCCCUCUACAUAACAUGAGCAGUUGGGUCCCUCCUCCAAUCAACAAACCCCCACCUCCCCUGCCUCGGUCAUCUGCUUAUCUUGAUUAUGGUAUGAGCUUACUGAACAUUGGAGACAAUCACCCUCCUGCCCAUGCAAAUGGCUUCCAUAUGGGAGAAGAUCUGAAGGUACACAGUGAAAGUCUGUUCACCACCAACUCCCCUGAUUUGGACCCAGUGACCUCUCUCUUUGGUAACGAUCUACCAAAUGAGCAACAAAUGUACAACUAUAUUCAGAAUAAGCAAAGUGUCAACCUGGAAUCUCUUCUAAAUGACUCAGUUCCUGUGCUCAACAAGGUAGAUGAGCAACCCCCUUCUGUUGGUUUGAUUGAAAAUGGGUACGAAAACCAUUUUAUUAAACUACCAAUCAUGGAUAACGGCUUCUCAAAACCACCAGAUAACGCUUUCACAAGAAUCGAAGGAAUUGACAAUAAUUUUGUGAAAAUGUUGCAAGAUAACAGGACCAACAAAAACAUGACAGACAUUUUCAACAAAGCAAUGAUGCCAGACAAAAAUGUGAAAGGCUUGGAGAUGAUGAGUGAUGGCAUGCUGAAGUCACCAAAAAUAGACUUGUUUACUCCGCCACCAGGAAAAUAUUCACCAAUAGGUUUUCCAAGGAAUAAAAUCCUUCCUGUACAGCAAUCGCCAAAUGGAAUGAUGUCCCAACGAGAAAUGAUGAACGUUAUGGAGAUGGGCUUCAACAACAACAACCCUCUAGUAGCAGACAACAACUUGGACAAGAUGUGCUUCAGUUUCCCCUCAGUUGCACAGAUGUUAGACCCUGCCAUGCUGAUGCAUUUUCGACCAAACAAUCCAGACCUCUUCCAGCUUUAUGACUCUGUCGCUCCAAUGGCUUUCCGCAAACGGAGUGGUCCUGCAAGUGAGCUCCAUGGAUUCCUUGAGCUCUGCUACGAUGAGUUCAAACGGUUGGAAAAAGAACGCAAGAAGACUGAAGCAGAUUUAGCCCGUAACAAUCCUGGGAAAAAGGUAUCCUCUGCAAAUAACAUCCCGGUGCCUCGCUUACCGAUGAACCCUACCAGGGUGGAUCGUCUGAUUGUUGACAUGUUACGAGAACACGCCAGGGUGAUAACACUGGUCGCAAAGAUGGAGAACUUACGAGGAGACCGAUUACCGAACAAUAUAAGUAUCAACAUGCAGAACUGGCUGGACGCUAUUCGUAGGGUGCAGGCUUGUCGCAGAGAGGAGAUCCUCAACAGCGGCAACAGGCGCAACCAUCACCCGUAUCCACCAUCACGAGCUCUUCCUCCAGAUGAGAAAGACAUGGCCGCACUAGCUGCAAGCAUCAAGGAACUUAUUUGCAAGACACGCAAGGCUCGCUCAGGCAUGUACGCAGCCCUCAAUAUGACCCUGCCUGACGACAUCUCCACUAAUUCAGCCGCUAGAACCUCCAAGUAAACAUUGCUCACCAACUAACAAUUAAUUCCUUUCUAUAAUCUUAUUCACAAAAUAUCCUUGUAUUGUUUUGUUUUUUGUAUUUUCAUAUUUUAAUAUGCAAUCAUGCCCUCGAGUAAAUGACAAUUUUUCAGUGGGUAGAAUAGUCUUUGAUAGAUAGUACGAUGUUCAUAGAUUAGAUUAGUUUUUCAUUUGUUGGCAUCGAACUCAUGAUGAGUGUAAGCAAUAAUGAUGUGUACUUGUCCGCUAAAUGUUUCUAUUCACCGGUCGGUUUUCGGCCAAUGGUCCUAUUAUCAGGGUUGUUUGAAAACGAGUUUAGAGAAGUCCUUACUUAUAUUUUUAUGACUGAUGCAUUUUCCUCUCUAUUAAUAGUUUUAUAGUUGUUAUAAAAGUAUUUAUUUAUUCUCGUAAAGUGCAGUAUUCGUUUUUAAUUUUAGUUCCACUGUAGUUUUUAUUUUUCACAAAGCUAUCUGAUGUGAGUAGUUGUAUUGUUUAGUUUUUUGUUAUAGUAGGAAGAACUACUAGAUUUGGUUUUCAUCGCUUUAAAUGCUUUUAUUUAAUUUUAGCAAUUGAGAAUCUCUGUUGGUUGUAAAUCACUGAUUAUUUUAUAGGUUGAAGUAUUUAUUUUAUUCUUAGUAAUAUUUUCAAAUCAAAUACCUCUUGGGGUAUUAUUAUUGCUCGCCCCACUGGGUAUAAACGUAAUGCUCAACAUUCUACCUUUUCUUUUUUGCUGUGGCCCCAAGUCAACAUCACUCAUUUAGCAACACAAUCCGCAUAAAGACAGUUUACUUCACUGUAACCUAUUUAAUUAACCAGGCUUUGCAUUUUUAUUGUAGGUACAUAUUUCAACUUAAAGUUGCUAAAGCGCCCAACCAAAAACAUUGCAUUAAGCUAUUUUAAAUAUAAUUCAGUAUUUUCAUAAGUAAUUUAAUUAUUGAAGUGACACUCUAAACCCAAUUUAUUUAGUUAAUUAAGUAAAAUAAACCUCUAUCAUUCCCUACUUGUACUUUUGUUCUUGAAAGAGCAAAUCUGUAUAUGUCUAUUACAAUAAUAUUGCUACAUUUGUACCCAUAAGCAUAAUGGUUGUUUCUAGGUUCUUCAACAACAUACUUGUUACAAAUAAUUCAACAUCUUGACAGUAUAAAAUGAUUAAAACUUCAAAACACAUUUGUAUCAAGUUUACGUUUUGUAUAAAACUGAGCUUUUAUUGCACAACUUAACAAAGACAAAGGUCAAUUUAGAGAAUAUUCAAUGUUUGUAUACAUGUUUAGUAUAAUUAACUGUCUCAUUUCAUAUUGCUUUUUAAUGUCAACUCUGAUGAAAUCAACUUAAAUGUCCGGUACACAUUUUCAUGGAGUGAUUUUGUUCGGCAUUAAAAAUAAACUGUUUAAGGAGAGGAAUUUGGAAAAAUAAAUAUCAUCCGUGAAUUAUUAUUCUUGAUAUGAUUUUUAAUAAUAAAAAUGUAUGUGCUAGAAAAAAUCUAAAAAUAAAUUUAAAUCUCAGAUAAGUUGGGACUAUACGGUAAUAAUUAAUACUUAAUAAUACUCUUUUUUAAUAAAAUAGUUUAUUUGAGACUAUAACACUGACUAAAACUGUUAACAAUGUUAUCACUUACCUAUGAACAUUAUAAAAAACUAAAUAUAAUUACAAUUUAGUUUAGAAAAAUUAUAAUAAUAGUAUAAGUGUUAAUGAUUAAUCACUCGUCCAUAAUCGUAAUAUCUUUCCGUUGUUGAUGUUGUGAAUCCCAAUCUGCGUUAUAUGUUGACUUGGUGCGGUCGCCAGCUAUUUUAUCUGUGUUGUGGAAUGGUACCAAAACUUAAUCCUUUAUAAUAAAACCAAAUGACUGAUUUAGUGUACUUUGUGGCUUCUAGAAAUAUACAGUGUAGGCCUAUGAUGUUCGCAUUGCAAUAGUAGAUGUAUAGUAACAUUGUGAUAGAUUCACGUACUACUUCUUUAACAUCGAUUUUUACAGUAUAUCGUAUCGCUAGCUGUUAGACAAUCCUAUUUUAAAUAUGCAUGUGAUAUUAGUGAGGUCCAGAAUGGUCCUGAUGUAAUAUUCUAAUUGUGGAGUCCGAGUACUGACUCUCUAGCACAAGGCUCUCUUUGUUGUGUGUUUAGACUCGGGCCUAGUUCUCGACAUCUCGCUCCGACAUUUGCUCAACAGUCUCCCAUCAAUCUGAGUGAAAUCAAUUCUUAGAAAAAAGUGGGUGUCCGCAUUAUUGUAAAAUUUUAUAUCCAUAUUUUUAUGUUAUCAUAACAAAUGUUAUAUUCAUUCAUUCUGAUUUGAAUCCUCUGGACCAAGGCAAUGAUAGUACUAUUUUGAUUGUGUUUUGUUUUAAUCAACUAAAAUAACGUUAUUAUUCUUACUGUUUUUUAUACAUAAAAGAUUCAAACUUGUCAUAUUUUCCCAUCUUUUUUAAUGAAACCUUUCCAGUCUUGUAACUAUUUGUAGCCUACAGCUGAUAUCUAUUUAUCAUUUGUGUGAUUGUCCAUCUGAAAUAAAACAUAAAAAGUUUUAAAAAAAUCUGAUUUCAUCUAUAAUUAUGAAAUAAUAAUGAAAGUGUCUGUUAAUGAAUAUCGGUAUACAGUAUUAGUUUUCCUUUUCUUAGCCAUGUUUGACUAUUCUAGAGCAUCGAACCUUCACUAUCUCUCGUUACCCAGAGAUGUCGAGAAUGAACGUCCGCUGGUUGUUAACUGUUUGUUGAACACUAGCUUGAUUGUUAUAUUGUUGUCCUAUUGUAGUAUUAAGUACAUGUGCAAUGCUUCCACUGGCAUCUUUUAAAUACCAAAUAGUGAGACAUUUAGAUAUCUCUUAGACUGGUGGUGUUAAAAUUAUUCUAAAACAUGCGAGUUGUAUUAUUUAUCUGUUAGAAUGUAGUUACCGUAGCCCAGCUUUGAGGCUUUUCUCUUUGUUUUUUAUUCAACUGCCAAAGUGUCGUGCCUCUGUGUUGGGUAUAGAAUGCAAUUUCAAAUGCAUUAUUGUACUGUCUCGUCAUGAGAGUUUAGUAUUGUCUAGUUUAUUAGUAUAUAUGGUUAUCACAAAAUAAUGUUGUACUUAAGACAAUUAUCUGUGUUUGAAACAUUUUGAUGUGAACAUUUUAAAACUUUAAAUUUUUAACAUUUCAUGGAGAAAUUCCUAUACUAGUGAUUUUAUGUUUGAAUCUCGUAUAUUAUUUUAAUCAUGGUUUUUGUUUGAGAUUGUUUUGUGUCUAUAUCUAGUGUGUGUCGGGCCUUUGAAUUUUCUUCUCGGUGUUUUACUUCAACCUUAGUGCAAGUUUGCAGGAUUAAAAUUAAAACAAAAUUGCAAAGGUUUGAAAAAAUUAAAAUCUACAACAAUUUAGCUUUUUUUGUUUAACCCAGAUUGUUUUCCCUUGAUCACUUUUUUGGCAGGGAAAUUUUAAAAUUUUAUACCGUACAUUUAAUUUAAAUUGAGUUGAAUUUGACAGCAAGUUCAAAAUGUCAACUACAAUCUUUACAUUACCGUACCUUCUAACAUUUUAAUUUAAUAAUGCAAGAAUUACAAAAUGUUUCAAUGUAGACAGUGGAAAAUAUUCUGUUAAUAAUCAAAACUAUACUUCUAUGGAAUAUUUGUAACGGAGAAUUUCUUUUCUUUACUGUACAUAUUUUAUAUUUUAUGCAUAUCAUAAUGGAGGUUAAAAGUUUUUAGUCAUCGGGUACUCGGUAGCUUUUCACCAUAUAGUCCUAAUUUAUUGUUAUGUGUUUCGAAUUUAACAUUAAUUUUGUUAUGUGUUAAACUUUUAUUUAUGUUAAAUCUCUUUCUUAGUUGGUUUAGUAUUAGGGAUAUAUAUUUUCAUUAUUAAAGGUGUGCUUUUGUUUAACUAAACGUAAUCUAAGCUUUUUGAAAAUUCAUUGCAGUUCAAUAGACUUGUUUUAAUAUUGAGAAUGAAGCAGUAUGCUAAGAAAAGCCUGAAUGUAUUUUUGGAUUAUUGUAUAAUCGAUACUUGUGUGACUGUUUACGUGUUUUAGACAUGGUUUGUGUACCCCUUUUCGCUACAAUAUCAAUGGCUACUACAGACACACGUUUCCCGACAAACUGCAAUGAUAUUUCUAAAUCCGUCUGUAUCAUAUUUUGCACUCGCACAAUCUUAUUUAUUUACAAAGGAUGUGUACGAAAAUACCAAUUACUAUUUGAUCGGGCUGUGGUAGAAUUUUAAUAUUUAAUUGUGGGUGAUAAUAUGUACUCGAUAGUGUAGUGUAGUGCCAUCGGACCAUAUACUGUUGAAGUACGCUCACGUCAUCCUGCCAGACUACAGCACUCUCGCAUGUAGUCUCCAGUGUGUUUACUGUUUAGGUUUACAUAAGAGCUUAUCCUUGAAUCAAAUUUGUAUAAGAGUUUGUAUUUUUGAGUUGGGAUGUUAAAUGUGCGGACUGCUAGCGUAACACCAAGUCUCUGUGAUGAUCUUCCUUAAGUUUCGUAGACUAGCUCACUGAUCUCUUGCCACUGUUUUAACACCAUUUCAAGGCAAUCAAUCACUUGUCAUACGUUCUAGAUUAGACGGGUUUCCUUAAAUUUUAGAUUCCUCCAACUAUAUUUCUAUAUAUUAAUAUAAUACUUUUUCUUCUAUUCAAAUAGAUAUUUCAACUUAGCUUUUAAUAAGAGUUUUUUAAACAAUACUUGAAGUUUUUGAACUAUGGUUUGGUUUAACUAGAGUCUGUUAUAGUUGUUUUAUUAUAAAAGUUCAAUUUAAUUUUAACUAGGGCUAAUAUGUUUUGGUACUCUUAUUCAAUGUUUAAAAAACCUGAUACGGUUAUUUCUGUAUACUUUCUUGCUUUCCAUAUUGACUCGCUAACAAAAAUUAUAUCUGAAAAAACUUAAAGGAUUUCUUUAAUUAUUUCUGUAGUACUAUUCUGAUUUAGAGUUACUAAGAACAUGUCCAAGUUUAAGCUUAAAUGUUUAGUUUAUGUAAAGACAAAGAACAAAAUCUUGAUCAGAACAACUAGGCUUAUCAAAUGAUGGGAGGACAUUUAGGUAUAGAAACUUUAUUUUUAACAAAUUUGCUUUGGUUCUUGUUAUUAAAUAUUUAAUUUGGCAAACAUUUGUUCAUUAGUUAGUAAUCUUCAUGUAUACUAUUUGAGAAUCUAGGGCUAUUUUCUUUAUCUUUAAAAUGAACUGUUAGUAUGUAAUAUUGUGACACUGCUACACGUAUUUUUUUACUCUUUUUUUAAGCUAAGCAAAUCUUUCAAUAUAUUUUAAUGGAUCAUGAAUUAUUUAACUGAAUAAACUUAAGACAUUGAAUUAAACCUAUAUAUUCUACAUUUCUAAUAGUAUCAGCAUAGUGAGUGGUGAAAUGUUUUUUUUAGUUAAUACAAUUUUAAGAAUAAUUUGAAAAAUAAAACAAAGUGUGGACUAUAAACAAAUUGUGAAUGUUACCAAUUUUUUGUCAGAAUAGUUCAAUGGAGGUUUUGUUAAAAGUAAAACUACUUAUACUUAACUCUCCACUCAAAGUUAUUAAUUAUCAUAUUAAUUCUAUAUAUUUUAUAUUUUUUAUGAUGUCAAUUAUUUGAUAAGUUGCUAAAAGAAAUUAUUUUGCUCAAAAUGUACAAAAAGUUAGUUAACAAUACAGGAGUUUUGAUACUACAUAAAACAAUGGUUGUGGUCUGUGGUGGAAACAGUAUUUGAAUCAAACCUAAUUAAACAGUCAUUGGAAAACACUUUUGAGUAAGUUUUCAUUAACCUCUAAAGUGUUAAUUAUGUAUUUAUCUAAGAAGUAUUUUGGAAUUGUGUCCGCACGGAAUUAACAUCCCAAAUGUUAACGUGUAUUUGUUUAAUAGUUGUGCUUAUGUAUCUGCAAAUGCAUAUAUCUGCCCUAAAUGUGUGGCCUUGUUUUUUACUCUCAGGUAAAGUGUGAGGUGCAAGGUAUAAGACUCGACUUCAUUGUUAGACUUUUGUUGGCUUAUAACAUAACCUGUAGAUAUGGGGAUGACAAGUUUUGUCACUGACACAUCUAUACACUGUGAUUUACUCAUAUUGAGACAUACACUAGGACAUCACAGAACACACAUCUGCUUAAUACACAUACAAUCUAUAUAAAUCUCUCCUCGGCUCAUCUGUCAACUCCCAGUAUAUAAAUACACCCGAAAAUUCUUAGACGCAGGCACAAUCAUAAUCUUUAGAUAAAUUCAGACGGACCAUAUUUCUUCCACAUUACCUAAUACACGCCGUAAAUUAAAAGUAUUUAUACAAUGUGCUUGAGAUUAGUGAGACACUAUUCAAAGGGUUUUCUAUAAGAUGCAAGAGAGAAAUAGUAUUUUAAUGUUGAUUUAAAGUAGCCUAUAAUUUUAAAUAUUAAAUCGUAUAAUGCACACCUAGGCCCUGGAAAAUUACAUUUUUGUAACUGGCUGGCCUGACAAGAGUUAUACAAAAUUGAAAUUAUGAGGGUUCUUAUUCUGCCAUUUCAACCAGGAAAACCAUUUGAAUUUGCAUUACAAUCUUGUUUUAUAUUGACUGAAGUAUUGUUGAAAAUGUUUACUUUAUAUACCUAAUCAUUUUGUGAUUGCCUAAACAAGUCAAAAUGAAGCUAUUUAAUCCCACAGUGACGAUUAACGUGUGCAACUUGUUUAUGGUCAAACGGAUCAGCAUUCUAUAAUAAUGUUAACUAGGGGGCUUGAGGGAUUUGGUGAAAAGUAGUAGGCAUGUUGACCUCCAAAGGACGAACGUUUUUUUAUGUUUGUUUUUUUAUAUUUAUAUAUAUAUAUAUGGUAGGAAGAAUUUUUCUUAAACACUACAAAGGUUUGUAAUAUACUUAACCUAGUAAAUUGUGUCUGUUGGUUCUCAAUACAUUUUUUCAAUGUGCCUAAGUUCUAAGUACUUCAUUAGCCCUCUUUAAAUAAAUAUUGCCAUUUUAUUUGUUGGCUCAAUUAAAAUAAAAUUUAGAAAACAAAUAACUUUAUUACAAAUCAAAACUACUUAAUUUAAAUUAUUAGUAGCAUUUUUUAUAUCUAAAACAAACCAAAGCUAUUAGAAUAUGAUUCAUUACAUCGAAAAGUAGUAUAUUUUUCACAUUGUCAGAUUUAUUAGCCUACAACAUUUUAUAAAUUUCUUUUAUCCAAAGUGAUACUAAUUUUGGUAAAAUUUAAUAUAAUAUAUUUUAUUAAUUCUUUGUACCUAGUAUAUUCUGUGCCUUUGAUUCAACAUUAGUUGUAAAAUAAGUUUUCCUACGAUAGUGUAUAGUACAAAGUGAGUGAGGAGGACAGAUAUAUGCAUUACCUUUGACAAUCGAUCCAUUCAGCACAACUCACAUAUCAGUGUAUGCAACGAGUAUUUUGAUACGCUAAUUUGUUGGCCAGAAUACCUUGUAACUUUAUCUUGGACCAAUAAUGUAAAUGUUGUAUCUCUUUUUGUUUCAUGAGUGUAAUACUGUGACAGAGGUUUUAGACAGUUCCUCUUUUUACCCAGUGUGUUGACGUCAUCGAUGUGGUCAACUUAUCCUUUGUGUACUGUAUUUGUGGUUAGCUCAUGUUCAACAGAUCUAAUUAUGUUAUGCUCAAAUGGAUUUAUUGUUAUAUUUAUGAGGUAAAAGAUAUUUUAUGUUAACAAAGUUUAUGUAAUUUAGAUUUUUUGUAGUUCAAUUGAGAUACAAGCAAUAUUGAAGUAAAUAUACCCGAAAUAAGUUUCCUGUUUGUUUUCAUACUACAUAACAUAAUUUAGCUGUAUCGAUGUAUCGGUGUUGAUUGAUUUUAAAUAAGUGAAUAUUAAUUACUUAAUCUUGCUAAUAAAGGUGCAAUCAAUAAGUUAAUAAUUUGCUGAUUGUUUACACAGACUUGUUUUGUUAUAUAAAGUGACCUUUCUGUACUAAGCAUUUCAAUAUAGGUGGGUAAUGUUAACAUUCAA